AUGCUAAGCAGAGACAAUGAGCUGGCUCCGGCCUCUCCCUGUCACCUCGAACUCACAGCUCUGAUGACAAGGCACCGUUUGGGAGUUUGCUGUGGUUCCGUUCGGGUUUUGUCUGCACAGAAGUCCCGCCUUACAGCAGAAGAAGAGGAGUUCGUGUCAGAGGAGGGAGAGGAGCAGGCCGAGGAGAGAGAGGAGCAGGUCAAAGAGGGAGAGGAGCAGGCAGAGGAGGGAGAGGAGCAGGCCGAGGAGAGAGAGGAGCAGGCAGAGGAGGGAGGGGAGCAGGACGAGGAGGGAGAGGAGCCGGCCGAGGAAGGAGAGGAGCAGGCCGAGGAGGGAGAGGAGCAGGCCGAGGAGGGAGAGGAGCAGGCCGAGGAGAGAGAGGAGCAGGCCGAGGAGGGAGAGGAGCAGGCCGAGGAGAGAGAGGAGCAAGCCGAGGAGGGAGAGGAGCCGGCCGAGGAGGGAGAGGAGCAGGCCGAGGAGAGAGAGGAGCAGGCCGAGGAGGGAGAGGAGCAGGCCGAGGAGAGAGAGGAGCAGGUCAAAGAGGGAGAGGAGCAGGCAGAGGAGGGAGAGGAGCAAGCCGAGGAGGGAGAGGAGCCGGCCGAGGAGGGAGAGGAGCAGGCCGAGGAGGGAGAGGAGCAGGCCGAGGAGGGAGAGCAGCAGGCCGAGGAGGGAGAGGAGCAGGCCGAGGAGGGAGAGGAGCAGGCCGAGGAGGGAGAGGAGCAGGCCGAGGAGAAAGAGGAGCAGGCCGAGGAGGGAGAGGAGCAGGCCGAGGAGGGAGAGGAGCAAGCCGAGGAGGGAGAGGAGCAGGCCGAGGAGGGAGAGGAGCAGGCCGAGGAGGGAGAGGAGCAGGCCGAGGAGGGAGAGGAGCAAGCCGAGGAGGGAGAGGAGCAGGCCGAGGAGAAAGAGGAGCAGGCCGAGGAGGGAGAGGAGCAGGCCGAGGAGGGAGAGCAGCAGGCCGAGGAGGGAGAGGAGCAGGCCGAGGAGGGAGAGGAGCAGGCCGAGGAGGGAGAGGAGCAAGCCGAGGAGGGAGAGGAGCAGGCCGAGGAGGGAGAGAAGGAGGGCGGGCAAGACAACGCAUUGCCAUUACAGAUGAACUAA
Messenger RNA from Knipowitschia caucasica, 1098 nucleotides. Lineage: Eukaryota; Metazoa; Chordata; Actinopteri; Gobiiformes; Gobiidae. The record is from the annotation of a GenBank genome assembly.